Molecule: messenger RNA, 354 nt
Organism: Cotesia congregata
Lineage: Eukaryota; Metazoa; Arthropoda; Insecta; Hymenoptera; Braconidae
Source: the annotation of a GenBank genome assembly
AUGAGAAUUAUGAAGAAUUUUUUAGAUUUGACGGACACAUGCGAAGACCGCAGUAUUGGAUGUCGCAGGAUUACUGGAAGCAAGUGCAAUAAGACGUCCAACACUUGCCAGUCCAAAGAGAAAAGCUACUACCGCCUGGCAGAAGGCAAAUCCCACAAAAAAGCAAAAAAUUUGGGAGAAGAGUGUAAGAAUGAUGCAGGCUGCACGAAAAUUGAAAACGCAGGAUGUCCAAGUAAAACAUGUAAGUGCAAGACUGGCUAUACUGCAAACACGAAAAAAAAUGUCUCGCUAAAGCAAAGAAUCUUGGAGAAAGCUGCAAGAACGAUGAUGGAUGCCCUGAUCCAAACAUUAUGA